UAGUGACAAUGGAGUUUGUGAAUGAGACUCUCACGUGCACAGGUGUCAGCGUGUCACCGCGUAUUGCCCAGCCAACCAACCGCAAGCGCCAACCCUGUAUUCUGUGAAUGAGGUCACACUCUCCAACCUCCAACCACCCCCGUCGCAGCCGCAACAACCUCGAACAAUCCAAAUUUUAUCGCACGCAUCGAUAGAGCAUACAUUACAAUGCCUCCCAAGCGCCUCGCAUCGGGCGCGAUCAAGCCGCAGCAGUCCACCCUCGCAUUUCACGGGUCGUCGAACAAAGUCACCAAGGCAGGCGCAAAGGCACAGAACGCAAAGAAGAGCCUCCUUUCCGAGCCGGUCAUCAAGGAUGUCAAGCCCGAAGUCAUCGACCUGGACGUUGUCGAAGUGACCAAGCCCACCACCGCUGAGGCAGCCAUCAUCCAGCAAACAGAAAAGGAAGUCGUAGCGCAACAAGUGGAGAGCACACCGGAGGAAGACCAUGCCAGACGCGUAUCGGAUACAGCGAUCAAGAAGUAUUGGGCUACCAAGGAGAAGCAGAGGAUGGCACCCAGAGUACACCAGCAGGAUUUGAGCAUACACGGGAAGAUAUUGCGGGAGUGGGAUAUGAGUGCACAAUUCGGCCCCUGUACUGGCAUCGCUCGUUUGAAGCGCUGGAAACGCGCACAACGACUUGAACUUGAUCCGCCGAUUGAGGUUCUGGCCGUCUUGCUGAAGGAGCAGGAAGGAAAGGAUAAGUUGACGGUCCAAAGAUCACAUGUGGACGAGCUGCUCAAUUCAAAGGCUGAGCUUCUUGAUGCCGCUGCCUGAGAAAUACAGCGUGCGUUCAACAAGUGAUGGGGAAUGUUUCACGGUAUGGAGUUUAUGUAUGGGAACUGGCGUACAGGAAUGGCAUAGUUGUUUUUGCCGAUGAUGGGAUUUUCCUUUUGUCAUGGAUGAUAGGGCAGUAAAUGAUUGUACGCUACUGGUAUUACAAGCACGCGAGCGAGAUGCCGACUCGGUUCACUCUUCAAGAGAUUCGAAUAAUGAGUAUUCGGUCUUUAUUUACUUGAUAAACAUAUAGUAACAAAGGAUAUAGAGUGUAAUCAACAAGAAUG
Dothidotthia symphoricarpi CBS 119687 is the source of this 1100-nucleotide messenger RNA. RefSeq lists its product as uncharacterized. Bases 208 to 813 code for a protein of 201 amino acids. The record is from RefSeq and is a predicted model, not a curated record. Gene Ontology annotation, cellular component: delta DNA polymerase complex. The transcript has 2 exons. Gene Ontology annotation, molecular function: DNA-directed DNA polymerase activity. Gene Ontology annotation, biological process: DNA synthesis involved in DNA repair; DNA-templated DNA replication. NCBI's taxonomy places the organism in Eukaryota, Fungi, Ascomycota, Dothideomycetes, Pleosporales, Dothidotthiaceae.